Messenger RNA from Sceloporus undulatus (fence lizard), 1206 nucleotides. It is a transcript of the gene PTF1A, whose product is annotated as pancreas associated transcription factor 1a. Bases 1 to 873 code for a protein of 290 amino acids. NCBI's taxonomy places the organism in Eukaryota, Metazoa, Chordata, Lepidosauria, Squamata, Phrynosomatidae. The record is from RefSeq and is a predicted model, not a curated record. The transcript has 2 exons. Gene Ontology annotation, molecular function: protein dimerization activity; RNA polymerase II transcription regulatory region sequence-specific DNA binding; DNA-binding transcription factor activity, RNA polymerase II-specific. Gene Ontology annotation, biological process: regulation of transcription by RNA polymerase II; developmental process.
AUGGAGUCGGUGUUGCUGGAACACUUCCCUCCGGGGCUGGACUCCUCGUUCCCUCCGGAGGAGGCUUACUUCGACGAGGAGGAGUUCUUCACGGACCACUCCUCCUCCGGGGAACCCCUGGAAGGCGGCGGCGGCGGUGGAGACGAGGAGGAGGAGGGGGGCUUCCUGGCCCCGCAUUUCCCGCAGCCUCCCUCUCUCCCUGCUGCCCCUUUCCUCCUCGGGGAAGAAGGCCCGACGGCGCCCGGCAGCUUCUCCUCGUCCUUCUCGCCCGGCUCCUCGCCCUCCUCCUCGGGGCUGGCUCUGGAGGGCUAUGGGCUGCCCGGCUCCCCCUCGCUCCAGCACCCCCCUCCUCCUUCUGCCCACCGCCGGCCCCGCCGCCGCCUGCGCUCCGAGACGGAGCUGCAGCACCUGAGGCAGGCGGCCAACGUGCGCGAGCGGCGGCGCAUGCAGAGCAUCAACGAGGCCUUCGAGGGGCUGCGCUCCCACAUCCCCACGCUGCCCUACGAGAAGCGCCUCUCCAAAGUGGACACCCUCCGCCUGGCCAUCGGCUACAUCCACUUCCUCGGGCAGCUCCUCCACUCCGAGCUCCCGCUCCGGCGCGACGGAGGAGGCGGCCACGGCCCCUCGGCCCAGGCCGCCAAGAAGGUCAUCAUCUGCCACCGCGGCACCAGAUCACCUUCCCCAAGUGACCCAGAUUAUGGACUCCCUCCCUUGGCUGGCCAUUCUCUCUCUUGGACUGACGAAAAACAACUCAAGGAGCAAAACAUUAUCAGAACUGCUAAAGUGUGGACCCCAGAAGACCCCAGGAAGUUAAGCAACAAGCCUUCCUUGAACAACAUAGAAAACGAGCCACCCUUUGACUUCAUAUCAUGAAAUCUGAAUGUUGUUGGACUGUAAAUAUCAAGUCUUUCCACCAGUGUACAUUUGUACUUAAAGACAUAUUUUUUUCCUCAAAAGGUACUUUUGAAUGAAGAAGAAGAAAAAGAAGAAGUAUUCUAAUGGCAAUCAACUUUUUAUUUAUCUAUUUAUUGCUUAGUAAAGUUAGGGAAAUAGAAUUGUCCUUUUGAAUGUAUAAUUUAUAUAAUUUAUCCUAAUUUAAAAACAAACAAACAAUAUGCAAUAAUUUGAGAUUCUCCACCAGCACUUUCUGGGCAAAACUGUUGGAAAAAAGGAAACACUUCCCAGAAAAUGUGAACAUAAUUUAUU